CUCUCACGCACCUUCUUCCCCCCUCCCCCAACUCUCUCACUCUCCCCCAACUCUCUCUCUCUCUCUCUGAACUCCCUCGAUCAACCCCUCCGCCUCCGCCUCCGCCUCCGCCUCCGCAUCUGUCUCCUUAUCUGAUCGUCGUCGUUGCCGCCUCCAGUAGUCAUUGUCGCGUUCUGUUGUUCGAUUCUUUCACUCCGCUCCGCUUUGGCAACUCAGAGAUCAUCUUCCCAAGAUCAAGUUUGGGCAGUUGUGGCUGCAAGGUUUUGCUGUGGUGGCUCCGUGUUGAAGCUCGUGCAGAUAGCAAAUUCCCUGCCCGUUCUUACAUGGCUACUAGUGGGCGAAGAGGUAGGGCUGCACGAAGAGGAGGACGAGUUGGCGGACAAACAAAGCCUAUUGUUGCCCCCAUUACAUCAGAUUCUGGAGGACAUGUUGGAGGACAGACAGAACCUAUUGUUGCCCCCACUACAUCACAUUCUGGAGGACAGGUUGGAGGACAGACAGAGCCUAUUGUUGCCCCCACUACAUUUCCGUUAGUGGAGCCUAUUACAAUCCCAUCUCCACCAGUUGUCACACAUUCUGAUGUGGAUGUGCACACCUCAUCUCGAUCAAUAGCUGCAAAUGUGGAUGUGCACAUCUCAUCUCGAUCAACAGCUGCAAAUGUGGAUGUGGAUGCACCUGAAGGUUCAAUUGUACGCAGGAGUACUUAUGGACAACGUGCUCGGAAGGUGAAGAAACAUGCUAAGGAAAGAUUGACUGUGGAGUUCAAUUUUACUCUUAUGCAAGCUAUUUGUGACAACGCAAAGAUGUUUAAUAAUGAAAUUGGAUACAUUGUACGUAAGAAUUGUAGUUUUCAAUAUAAGGAGUGGAGAUGUGUACCUUCAAUAGUUAGGGCACCGCUUCGUCACAAACUUCUUACUGUUUUUGAUAACAACAUUGAGGAUAAAAAUAUCCAAAAGGUUAUCGAUAAGCAAAUGCAACGAGCUUGGAGAGGCCACAAAUAUAAGCUACAUGCUUACUUCAAAGAAAUUGGAGGAGAGAAAGAUCCAAUUAAGGCCAAAAGUAAGCGCCAUGAGAAAGUGAACCAAGAUGAUUGGGAUUACCUUUGUGAUCUUUGGACAAAUCCUGUUUUUAUGGAACGAGCACAGAAGAAUGCCAACUCUCGUGCAAAACGAAAGUGGGAAUCUAGAAAUGGUUCGAGGAGUACAGCGCGUCAUCACGUUGUUCGUGGAGCUAACUUGGAUGGCCCGACAGGACAUAUUGAGACUUGGCAUCUUCGACAUUGGCAUUCCGAACACGGUUGGUCGUCUUCAGAGUUAGAGGCUAAAUAUGAACAAAUGAUGCAGUUGAGGCGAGAUAAUUCUCCAGAUAAAAUGACUGAUAAGGAUAUCUUAAAAAAGGUUCUUGGACGACAAUCUGUUCGCUUGUUUGGUUGGGGGCGAUCUCCUAGUACUUCCGGGACAACAUGCACUAGUGAGGAGUCUAGUCGUCCAACUUACAAACAAUUGGUUGAUGAUUUGAACAGGUACAAAUCUCUUUUUCAAGAGCUCCAGGGAGACGUGAACAUGUUGCGGCAAGUAUUGAUUGAAAAAAAUAUUAUGCCUCCUCCGUCUACUGCGCAUGUACCAUCGGAUCAUAGUUCAGGACGAUCUCGCCUCAAUCCAUCCCGUCUCGACCCAUCCAGUUCUAGCCCUUCCCUCCAUUCUACUGAAGAGGAGUUUGGCGAUGAGAUUUAAUAAUUUGUUUUGUGCUUUUUUUUCAAGAAUGUUUGAACUUUUUAGGUGACUUUAUGCUUAUUUUGUGACUUUAUGACUUUUUAUGUGCAUAUAUGUUUGAACUAAAUCGUAAUAGAUGACUUUUUAUUUGGUGA
This is a messenger RNA of Diospyros lotus (date-plum), 1867 nucleotides long. RefSeq lists its product as uncharacterized. The transcript is spliced from 9 exons. Bases 324 to 1733 code for a protein of 469 amino acids. NCBI's taxonomy places the organism in Eukaryota, Viridiplantae, Streptophyta, Magnoliopsida, Ericales, Ebenaceae. The record is from RefSeq and is a predicted model, not a curated record.